Messenger RNA from Cheilinus undulatus (humphead wrasse), 542 nucleotides. RefSeq names its product small integral membrane protein 24 (gene smim24). The coding region runs from base 75 to 356 and encodes 93 amino acids. NCBI's taxonomy places the organism in Eukaryota, Metazoa, Chordata, Actinopteri, Labriformes, Labridae. The transcript is spliced from 3 exons. The record is from RefSeq and is a predicted model, not a curated record.
CAGUUAGAGUGAGGAGUGUUUGAGCUGAAGGUUCAGUCCUUGAGAGACGUGCUGUCCACUCUGUUGUAUUCAGGAUGAAUCUUCUCUUUCUAUUGGCAUGUGUGCUCCUGUCUGCCACCUGCUCUGCCAACAAAGGUGUGCGGACUGGGAUUCGAGUAUCAGCAGGAUCUGAGUCCGUGACUCUUCAGCCCUGGCUGGUUGGGCUGUCAGCUGUCGUUGGCUUCCUCUUUAUUGUCUUCGCCGUCUUGAUUAUUCACAGACUCCUCAGAAAGGACAGGAAGCAUGAAGAAGAGUGGGGCUAUGACAACAAGGUUAUAGAGAUAGAGCAUGCAGAAACUAAGCAAACCAGUCUGUAAGAACGCUUGACCAUCAUUUAACCAUCAAAUCAACCUGCACCCUAUGGAAAGGUCUCUCAGUGCCUGUCACCGUUUCCUGCUCUAUCAAGUCAAGUUUGUUUUCUUUUCGUAAAGGCUGGAAAAAUCAGUUUUUGUGACAGUUAUAUAUGAUGUGUAAUGUGUUAUAAAUAGGCUAUAUAAAGUGGC